UGCAGCCGCUUUGACACAGGGAAAGAAGCCUCGAUCGCCUCUCUCCGCAUCUUAAAUUGGUCCAGCGGAGCACCAAACUCGACCUGCGACGCGUUUUGACCCGUUUCGCAGAUCGCGGAGAAAACGGAAAUAUUAGAAGAAAAGGGUUCAUUCGAGAUCUCUCUCUCUCUCUCUCUCCGUCUUCCGCUCUUUUGAAUUCCCAGGUCUCUUUAGAUCGAGCUCCUCGUCCUUGUUCCGUUCUUCGCGUUCGAUCUCCCGGGAGGAACAUCAUGGCCCCAGUGUCGGCGCUCGCCAAGUACAAGCUAGUGUUCCUGGGGGAUCAGUCCGUGGGGAAGACGAGCAUCAUCACCCGGUUCAUGUACGACAAGUUCGACAACACCUAUCAGGCUACAAUUGGCAUCGAUUUUCUGUCAAAGACUAUGUACCUUGAAGACCGAACAGUCAGACUGCAGCUAUGGGACACAGCUGGGCAGGAGAGAUUCAGGAGCCUAAUCCCAAGUUACAUACGGGACUCUUCGGUUGCAGUCAUUGUAUAUGAUGUUGCAAGUCGGCAAUCUUUCUUAAAUACUUCAAAAUGGAUUGAAGAAGUUCGAACGGAGAGGGGAAGUGAUGUCAUCAUUGUCGUUGUUGGGAAUAAAACAGACCUGGUUGACAAAAGGCAAGUCUCUAUAGAGGAAGGAGAAGCUAAAGCACAGGAACUUGGUGUCAUGUUCAUUGAGACAAGCGCAAAAGCUGGCUUCAAUAUAAAGGCUCUGUUUCGAAAGAUUGCUGCUGCUCUCCCAGGGAUGGAAAAUCUUUCUUCAACUAGGCAGGAAGACAUGGUCGAUGUGAAUCUGAAGGCCACAAAUGCGAAUUCAUAUCAGUCGCAGCAACAGUCUGGAGGUUGUAGCUGUUGAAUUUAUCAUAUUUAUAGAGGUGUUGUAUUUUCUCAGAUUCCAUCGACUUAUAAAACUGCAUCAGCAAAAUUAGGAUGGGAUGGUUUAUGGUAGUUUUGCCUGCGCAAGUCUUCUGUUAUUUCCUGGUGUGUGCUAAACAUUAUUUUCUGCAUUUUCAGAUUAUUUUUUCUUGUUAGAGGGAUCAUGUAUUCUUCAAUUGCAGAGAGAGGUGGUAACACUAAUAAAUAAUGUGUGUUUAACUUGGUCUUAGGAAAUAUAGUUAAUAGAAAGUUAUCAGUCAA
This is a messenger RNA of Musa acuminata subsp. malaccensis (wild Malaysian banana), 1177 nucleotides long. RefSeq names its product ras-related protein RABH1b. Gene Ontology annotation, biological process: vesicle-mediated transport. The record is from RefSeq and is a predicted model, not a curated record. NCBI's taxonomy places the organism in Eukaryota, Viridiplantae, Streptophyta, Magnoliopsida, Zingiberales, Musaceae. Gene Ontology annotation, molecular function: GTP binding; GTPase activity.